This is a messenger RNA of Chilo suppressalis (striped riceborer), 2126 nucleotides long. The record is from the annotation of a GenBank genome assembly. Lineage: Eukaryota; Metazoa; Arthropoda; Insecta; Lepidoptera; Crambidae.
GUGGUUUGCGUUGACGUUUCUAGCUCGCAUGUUUACUGGGAAAAGUAUUGUUAAAAUCCUGAAACUAGUAACCGUCAAUGUUGUCUUCGUAAGAAGUGCCGCUACGGAUUCUUUGAUCCCAGUUACAGAUCACCACGAGAUGUCGCUACAGCGUCUGACGGCGCUCCGCUCGCUCAUGGCGAGUCAGCCCACUGUGCUCGCGGCCUAUAUAGUGCCCACAGCAGACGCACACAAUUCAGAGUACAUAGCAGCGGUAGACGCUCGCAGGGAAUGGCUGUCAGGGUUCACGGGUUCAGCCGGGACAGCCGUGGUGACUGGGACCGCGGCCCUAUUGUGGACCGAUGGCAGAUACUACACGCAGUUCGAGAAGGAGACGGAUGCGGACGUCUGGACGUUGAUGAAGCAAUCUUUACCCGAUACACCUUCGAUAGAGAAAUGGUUGUGCAGCAACCUCACGGAGGGCGCUAGAGUGGGGGCAGACCCGUUUGUCAUGACCAAGGACCUAUGGACUACCCUGCAGAUGGCUCUAGUCAAAGCCAAUAUGCAUCUGGUGGCCGUUCCAAAUAACCUGGUAGACGAAGCGAGGGUUCACUUGAAUGACUUAGCACCAGCAAGACCGAAUAACGCUAUUGUCCCGCUACCAAUGAAAUAUACAGGUCAAUCCGCUGGGGAUAAAAUAAAAAUAUUACGAGAGAAAAUGGUGGAGAAGAAGGUAGCUGCCUUGGUAAUCACGGCCUUAGAUGAGGUUGCAUACACUUUAAACCUGCGCGGCAGCGAUAUCCAAUACAACCCCGUGUUCUUUUCGUACCUGGUGAUUACCCCAUCUUCUGUGGUAUUAUUCUGGGGAGACGGGAGUUUACCCCACGAUGUGGAGAAACAGUUGACUGUAGAAGGGGUAAAAGUGGAAGGGAGGGGGUAUGGGGAGGUUGUGACGUAUUUACAACAAUUAGCGCAACAAGAAGCAGGCGAUGGCAACAGAUCAGUAUGGCUGUCCUGCGACGCCAGCGAAGCUAUACACGUUGCUGCCUCUGGGCGUGACGUCAUGGAGAAGCCAUUGAAUUUGAUAUCAGAAGUGUCUCCGGUAGCGCUGAUGAAACUUAUUAAGAACGACGUGGAAUUAGAGGGUUUCCGCGCUUGCCACAUCCGGGAUGGGGUUGCAGUGGUACGCUUCUUCAAUUGGCUCCACAACCAUUUGGGCGCUAACAAGAUCGUUACCGAAGUACAAGCUACGGAUAAAUUGCUUGAAUUCCGCAAAGAAGAAGAGGAUUUCAUGGGUCCAUCAUUCGACACCAUAGCCGGGGCAGGGGCAAACGGGGCAAUAAUACACUACACUGCGUCCCGGGAGGGUCCACAAACACCCAUACUCAACGACCAGAUGUUCCUAUUGGACUCCGGGGGACAAUACAGGGAUGGUACAACAGACAUCACUAGAACUAGACACAUGAGCGGUACUCCAACUCCUGACCAGAAGGAUGCCUUCACUAGAGUUCUGAAAGGGCAGAUGGCGAUUGGCAGCGCGUUAUUUCCACAAGGUGUUAAGGGUAACGUCCUAGAUAGUUUCGCUCGUAAAUCCUUGUGGGACGUCGGGCUGGACUACGGGCACGGGACGGGGCACGGCGUGGGACACUUCCUCAACGUGCACGAGGGGCCGUCCGGUGUGUCCUGGAGACCUUGCCCCCACGAUCCCGGGUUAAAACCGGGACAGAUAUUGAGCAAUGAACCUGGGUACUACAAAGUCGGUGAAUACGGGAUACGCCACGAGGAUCUGGUAGUGACUAUAGCUGUCACUAAAGAUUCCGAGCACCCCAGGGCCAAGAAUUUAAGGGGUGAUAUGGAAGGAAGGGGUGUACUGGGCUUUGAAACCAUUACGAUGGUACCCAAUCAACGGGAGUGUAUUGACGUCAAUCUGUUGGACGAUUUCGAGUUGGCAUACUUGAAUGCGUAUCACAAACGUGUAUUUGACACAUUGGCGCCAAUUUUGAAGGCAAGAAACUUAACCCAAGACCUGAGUUGGCUGGAGAAGGAAUGCAAACCAAUGUACAGGGAAUAACAGACCUUAUUGCUGGCUGCGGAAGGACCGGAUUUUAUCGCAGAUGUAUUCUACACAGGUGUUGACUAACCGCGGG